Cyphomyrmex costatus is the source of this 749-nucleotide messenger RNA. RefSeq lists its product as uncharacterized. The record is from RefSeq and is a predicted model, not a curated record. The transcript has 4 exons. Lineage: Eukaryota; Metazoa; Arthropoda; Insecta; Hymenoptera; Formicidae. The coding region runs from base 32 to 418 and encodes 128 amino acids.
GUAAUUUUUAAUUGUUUUUGUUAUCAACAAAAUGAAAAGAUGCUUCUUGUGUGGUCAUAAGGGAAUAAGAGUGUUAAAAUUCAGUGAUGAAGCGUUUGAAAAGUGUGUUUCGAUGCUGUCAUUUCGUCAUUCAAAACAUUUCAAAUACAGUGAUAUUACAUUGACACAUAAGCUAAGAAGAACAGUGGGACAUCAUAAGGCGUGUUAUAAAAAAGUUUGUUGUCUUAAGCAUAAGUACAGAGAAGAAUUUAACGAGUUUUGCAAAACACAAGCAGAGCAGCUCAAAUCUGAUAUCCAUGGCCCGGAAAAACGUGGCAGAAGAAAAAAAAAAUCAGCACUUCACACUAAUGAUCCUUCUACAUUUACUGAAGUGCAGCCAAAUACUUCGAAUGUUCAUGAAAAAGAAAGAUCAUGGUAAUUCAAUUGUUGAAGCUUUCUCCCGGUGAUGGACAGAAAUCAACGCAACAAAUAUCGGAUAACACAAAGACGAUUAUCGUAAACAAAAAGUUAUGUAUAUUUUGCCAAUGUAUACAAAAGAAAACUGGGAAGCGAAAAUGUUUUGUCACGUUUCCUCAUUCCGUGAAAACCGUGCGUAAGUUAAAAGAAAUGGCAAAAAGAAAGGGAGAUGCUCGGAUUCUCGAGAUAUUAAGUACAAGUAAAGUAUUCCAUUAUCACGUGAAUUGCCUUUCCACGUAUGGAUUAGCAAUGAAGCGAAGCAUUGAAGUACAUCCAAAGACAAGACCUUGGCA